UAAAGCGGAUACAUAAAAAAUAGAUUAAAUUUUGUCAGGCCUGUUUAAGCCAGAAGGUUCAAAGGGCUUGCCCUUGGAGAUCAGAAACGCUUGUCUUGCCUUGCGAAUAGCGUCCCUAUUUGAGCUGACGAGUUCUAGAGGAACGAGUUCUAUGUUGUCCAUAGAAUGGGCAAGAAGGGUAAAGUGAUCUGAAACGGCGGUGGGUUGAUCAAUGUGUUGGUGUGUGAUGGCUUUCUCGAUUGCGCGUCUGUGCUCACCAAAUCUGUCGCUGGGAUGACGGUUGCGCGUGAUAUUCCCAAGCGCGCCCAGCCUGGGUACGAGGCAGUUCCACGAAAGACCUUGCGCGCUUUUCUUUUUUCCUAUUUAGGAAUUCUGUGCUAUGAUGGACUUUUGCGGGUUUUGUUUGUCUGUUUUUCUUUUUUAGGACGAGCUGUAGACUAGACUCUCCGAAAAAAAGAAUAAAACUGGCCGACAGCCGCCCGCGAGAUGCCUGCGAAAUGUACUUGCAGUCCCAUUGACCUGUCAAAUGUCAAUGUCGUUUCCAUGGUGAACAGUCAUAACCGACGUUCCAGUACUUCGUGUAAGAUCACUUUGCGAACGAGCGGGGUAGUUUGUGUGUAGCAGAAAUGGGUUAGUCAGAUUUGCGCUCAAUAUGGUCGAAAUGACCGAACUUUUAAUGGAAAGGAAAGCAGACUAUAUUCAGGUUCAUGAUAAAGUGUCUCGUACAAUGGUGAAAGAUCCAAUAAUCCUAAAUCACAAACCACUCCUAAAUGGCGACUUUGAAUUUCUUGGACGGCAGCAUCGUUCAUCAUCAGAGUGUUCAUCAGAUUCAAAUGUGGACACAUUGUUGGAAGAGGCAGACAAAAUUCAGAGCUCAAAAAAUGGCUUUAAAAAGAAUGCACCAGCCAAGAAGCAAGUUCGUUUUAACAUGGAAAGAAAUAAAGAACACUUUUACAGUUAUGCUCAGGGAUCAGAUGACGACAUUUCUUGUGACCUUAUGAGCAAUGUUAAUUUUGUGGAUUACAAAUUUAAUGAUAACAGUAUGUAUGAGAAUGAUGAGGAUGAUGAUGAUGAUGAUGAUGAGGACGAUGAGGACUCUGAAGAAGACGAGGAAGAUGAAGAAGACUAUUCAGACCACACUGAUCGGGAGUCCAGUGAAGAUGAUUCUAGAGUGGACAAAUUUGGAUAUUUAGUUGAUAAGAGCACUCCUCCUUUAGAAGUUAAUAACAAUUCAAGUGACUCAAACAUUGGCGUAAAUUCAAAGAAAUUAAAUGGAACUACAGAGUCUGUAAAUGGCAUCUCUGAUGAAGUUGUUGAAAAGCUUAUAGUAAAUGGACCAAUGGAUCAUCAGGAAGUACAGAAUGGAAAAUUAUAUGAGGAAAAAAGAUUGCUAGACCUUAGAACACAGGUUCUUCACUUGGAGUCAUCUCUAAGAGCCAAAGAAGAUACAGUUGAGAAUGAAAUGUCCAAUUUAAGCUCCAAGCUGAAGAAAACAAGAGAAGACACAAAACAAGAGAUGGACAAAUUGCAAAAGGAGUUAGAGGACAGGAAAAGACAUUACAUCACUGAAAUGGAGAAUAUUGAUAGAAGAAGAGAGGAACAGAAGAGAAAGUUUGAAGAGGAACUUGAGGAAUUUAGAAAUGAAAAGAAGCUAGAGGAGAGAAGGCAAAGAUACUAUGAACAUGAGGUAUGCCAGCCAUUUUAUAAAGCAAGAUGUUUAAAAUAAAUCACAUUAGAGGACGAGAAAUUCAUGUGGUUGAGUAACCUAUCUGAUGAGUUUUCCAUCCUUAGCUUCGUAUACGCAGUUACGCGCCAUUUUGCUAUUCCAAAGUGCCUCGUUUUAUUCCUACUUCCAGUCUUAUUGGACUGGUGUAGUUUUCGCCCGAAAUUCGACCAGAAAAUAGUCUGCGAUAGCAUCCGGGUCUUUCGGCUCUUGUUUUACGCUGUCUACACACUUGGGCGGGAAACUCGUUACCGACGGGAGACUGAUCUUGGACGGGUU
Messenger RNA from Orbicella faveolata, 2002 nucleotides. RefSeq lists its product as uncharacterized. The record is from RefSeq and is a predicted model, not a curated record. NCBI's taxonomy places the organism in Eukaryota, Metazoa, Cnidaria, Anthozoa, Scleractinia, Merulinidae.